AUGAUCCUUCCCUCGGUGGACCCCUUCACGCCGGUCGACGAGCAGGUUUCCGACGAGUCCGACCACGAGUGCACCCAGGAGGCUCACGACCCCGAGCACCAGCACGAUGAAUCGUGCGCGCACGAGGCCGACACCCCGGCCGGCGUGACGGUCGUCAACGGUCUGACCAUCGUCCAUGACUUUGACAUGUCCACUUUCCCGGCCGACGAGACUUCUCUCUACCUGUUCAACGAGCGCCUCGGCCGUAUCCCCUCCAUCAACCACUUUUCACAGCUCCGCUCGGUUGUCCUGACCAAGAACCUGCUCCGGACCAUCGAGGGCCUGGACCAACUCGUCCAGCUGGAAGAGCUGGAUCUGUACGACAACUUGAUCGAUCGCAUUUCCGGCCUCGAGAAGCUGGUCAACUUGCGCCGCCUUGACCUGUCCUUCAACAAGAUUCGCAAGAUCGAGGGCCUUGAGACGCUGGUCAACCUUCGCCGGCUGUACCUCGUGUCGAACAAGAUCUCCAAGAUGGAGGGGCUUGAGUCCCAAAAGCACCUGGAGCUCCUUGAAAUGGCCCACAACCGUGUCCGCGUCAUCGAAAACAUCUCUCACAUGUCGGAGCUUACCGAGCUCUGGCUCGCCCGCAACAAGCUCACCUCCCUCGCCGGACUCGACGGCCUCACCUCCUUGACGCUCCUGAGCAUUCAGUCCAACCGCAUUUCCACUCUCGACGGCCUGUCCAAGGUCCCCGCCCUGGAGGAGCUCUAUGCCAGCCACAAUGCGAUUGCCAGCCUCACGAGUCUGGCAGCCUGCCCGCGCGCAGAGAUCGCCACCUCCGAACCCACUGAGCCUACGGAGGACGAAACCAGCCAGCUGGUGGCCCCGGUGGCCGCGCUCACCCUCCGCCGCCCGGCCACUGCCAGCCCCUUCGACAUUUCGGACGGCGCCCUCGCAAAUGUCCCGCACCUGACCACGCUCGAUGUGGCGGUCAACCGUCUGCGCUCCUUCGAGGGGGCAGAGUGUCUCGUCUCCCUGCAGGAGCUCUGGGCCAAUGGCAACCAGAUUUCCGACUUCCGCGAUGUCGAGCGGUACAUCUCCCCCUCCAAGGACUCCCUGCAGACCAUCUAUCUCGAGCACAAUCCCCUGCGGGCUGAUCCACAGUACCAUCUGAAGCUUAAGAUUCUCUUCCCCGGGUUGACUCAGAUCGAUGCUGUCCACCUUCGACCCGGCAUGACUCCAAUGGCGGCCGCGGCCGCCGGCGUGGCCGUCGAUUCCGGGACGCCCUCCCCCUAUCGCGCCAUGUAA
This is a messenger RNA of Fonticula alba, 1287 nucleotides long. RefSeq lists its product as hypothetical. Lineage: Eukaryota; Rotosphaerida; Fonticulaceae. The transcript has 8 exons. Gene Ontology annotation, molecular function: protein binding. The record is from RefSeq and is a predicted model, not a curated record. The coding region runs from base 1 to 1287 and encodes 428 amino acids.